Molecule: messenger RNA, 1421 nt
Organism: Dioscorea cayenensis subsp. rotundata (Guinea yam)
Lineage: Eukaryota; Viridiplantae; Streptophyta; Magnoliopsida; Dioscoreales; Dioscoreaceae
Product: putative aminoacrylate hydrolase RutD
Molecular function (GO): catalytic activity
Source: RefSeq, a predicted model, not a curated record
CCCUUUCGAUCUUUCUUUCUUUUCUCUGUUGCAUAAAUUUUAUUUUUCAACCAAUUUCGUUGCGAGGGAGUAGAGAUCUGGGAAUUCAGCAAGAAAUUGAUGUUUUUUGGUUGAAUUUGAGGGAGUUUUGAAGCGAUUUUGAUUGAUUGAGAGGGAGAGAGAUGCCGUGCUUUGAUUCGAGCAAAUAUCAUGGCAAUGGUGCCUCGAUUUUCUACCGAACAUAUGGCCAUGGCCCUGUCAAAGUCCUUCUUAUUAUUGGAUUGGCGGGGACGCAUGAAUCAUGGGGUCCUCAGAUCAAGGGGUUGACGGGGAUUUGCCAACCAAACGAAGAGGGGGAAGUGCCAAUGCCGGCGUCGGUGGCCGGCGAUGAGGGUUUGAAUUGUCAGGAUGAGGAGGACCAGGCUGCCGGUGGGAUCGAGGUCUGCUGCUUUGAUAACCGUGGGAUGGGUUGCAGCUCCAUCCCUACUAAGAAAUCUGAUUACUCAACAACUAUCAUGGCAAGAGAUGCCCUUGCAUUGCUGGAUCAUUUGGGUUGGAAGAAAGCUCAUGUGUUUGGUCAUUCAAUGGGGGGUAUGAUCUCUUGCAAGUUGGCAGCAAUGGCUCCAGAGAGAUUAUCCUCUUUGGCAUUGCUCAAUGUAACUGGUGGUGGAUUUGAGUGUUUUCCAAAGAUUGAUAGACAAAUGUUAUCACUUGCAUUUCGUUUCUUAAAAGCAAGAACUCCCGAACAACGAGCUUCUGUUGACCUGGAAACCCAUUACACCAAGGAAUAUCUUGAUGAAUAUGUUGGAUCAACUGCAAGAAGGAAAAUCCUAUAUCAGGAUUAUGUAAAAGCCAUAUCUUCAAGUGGGAUGCAAUCUAAUUGUGGCUUUGAAGGGCAAGUUAAUGCAUGCUGGACACACAAACUGACAUCAAAAGAACUUGAAAUUAUUCGAUCAGCUGGAUUUCCGAUUUCAGUCAUUCAUGGCAGGGAUGAUAUCAUUGCACAAUUAGAUCAUGCUAGAAAGCUUGCAGAGAAGUUGUACCCUGCUGCAAGAAUGGUGGAACUUCAUGGCGCACAUUUAGUAAGUCACGAGAGACCAGACGAGGUUAACCAAUCUCUUAUUGAGCUGAUCAAAGCAUCAAAAUCAAAGAUUGCUCUUCUAGAUUGGUCAAACGUUCAACUGAAUAGAUCAGGAUGGCUAGAUUUUGUGAGACCGUUUUCAUUAUUUAAAAGAAACGGUGACGGGACAAGCUAUCUAAUGACCGCCUACAAUAUGUUAGCCAAGCUACAGCUUAGCCUUUUAUAUUUCUUCGGGGUAAUUGUGAUGGGUUUCGAGCGCGCGAAGAAUAUUGUCAUCACAGUGAAACCAGUUAGAGUUGCAGCCUCCAAUUAGCAAGGUGAGGCUUCAAUACAGAACUGAAAUUGUCGAAAUCAUAUUUAA